CUUAAAUUAACCUUUCUUCCAUAUUUCACAAUGAUUUGCCUUAAUUUGCCUUGAUUUUGUGCCUUAACCUUUCAGACAUAAAUAGAGAUUCUUGGCUACACCCCUUCAGCACAGUUUUAUGGUUGUGUCAAAUGGCAACUGCUUGCAUAGUCUUUGUUGUAAUAUGGUGUCUGGACCGGAAAAGCCCCCAAGGCUACUAUCAUGUGCUCAAGGGCAGCGAUGAGGACGGAUUCACAUUACUGGAUUCCAUCAGUUAUGUUGGCGGUGUGGCGUUUGGUAAGGAUAUCGGCCCAGUCAGAACUCCGCUGAGCACAAGUUCACGGCUCGUGUCCUAUGUCUACUCAUGUCUCGCUCUCGUCAUGAUCAAUUCUUACUGUGCUAACCUCAUGGCGUUCUUAGUUGAAGAAAAAGUCGGUCUUCCCAUAACUGGCGUUCGUGAUCCUAAGGUACGUGUGUAUGCGCUGUACGAGUGCAUGAAUGUUAAUGUUCCAAGUUAUCUCUGCGCUUUUUCCGACUCUAACUCAAAACUGGUACUGCGCUUGAAUUUGAAUUGACCAAUAAGAAUACACCUACAAUCCUGGUCAAAAGUCUUGGGACAAUAUGCACUUUAGCCAACACACGGAAUUUCUGUCAACCUCCCCAACUCCACCCCCAGCACAAUGUUGCUGCUGAUCCAUCCAAAGUAGGCCCACUAUUGUAAGAUUGCUUUGGCGCGCGGGGGGGGGGAAGGGGGGCAUCACCAGUUGGCAUCUUGUCAAGUGUUCCAAGGAAAUCUGGCCAGGAUUGUAGUCUGGACGGUUGCUCUGAGAAAUGUUAAAUAAAUUGAAAAUGCAUGUAGAAGGAUAGUGAAAAACAGUGCUUGUAGAGAAAUCUUAAUGUAUGUAAGAAUUUUUUUUCUUAGUAGCAUUCAUUCGUGAGGCAAAUGUAGUAUGAAAACGAGAAUAAUUGUUUGACCUAAUCAUUUAUGAUUCCCAUAAGAGAAAAGAGGUUAAUGAGGAAGUUUGAGAGAAGGGAGAUUUUCUGACAAAAAAAACGACAACCUUAAUUAACACAAUUUGCCAAAAAGAGACGAGGAGAAAUUGGUGCUCAAAUAAGUCGUGGCAGUUUCACAGUCCUCUUGUCUCGU
This is a messenger RNA of Orbicella faveolata, 1126 nucleotides long. Its product is annotated as glutamate receptor ionotropic, NMDA 1-like. NCBI's taxonomy places the organism in Eukaryota, Metazoa, Cnidaria, Anthozoa, Scleractinia, Merulinidae. Gene Ontology annotation, molecular function: signaling receptor activity; ligand-gated monoatomic ion channel activity. Gene Ontology annotation, biological process: monoatomic ion transport. Gene Ontology annotation, cellular component: membrane. The record is from RefSeq and is a predicted model, not a curated record.